CGGCUCGGCCACGUCGCUGCACUCGGAAGAAGAGCACGAGAUGGUGCAGACGUACGGUGUAGCGCCCGCAGAGGCUGAGCACGAGGACGUGCAGGCGAGAAUAGAGAAUUUGGGGGAGGGCGAUGCUUUGCUGGGGGCGGAGGCGAGUGCUAGACGGUUGAAGAGAGAUGGACAUGCUACGCUGUCAAGUUCCGUGGGGAACCUAGCGAACACGAUCAUUGGGAGUGGAAUGCUUACGUUCCCUCUGGCCAUGGCCUCCGCGGGAAUUAUUCCUGGCAUCAUAACUUGUCUCUUCUCGGGGGGCGUUGCAGCCUUCGGACUAUACCUGUUAUCUCUAUGUGCGACCAAGGUGCCUCACCGCAGGGCUUCGUUCUUUGCUGUUGCUGAGUUGACGUUCCCACGAGCCGCUGUGUUCUUCGACGCCGCCAUUGCGAUCAAGUGCUUCGGUGUGUCAAUCAGCUACCUGAUUAUUGUCAAGUCGCUCAUGCCAAAGGUCGUCGCUGCUCUAUACCAUGAUCUGGCAUCGACUUCUCCGCCUGUAUGGGCACAAUCCGGCCGAGUAUGGAUUAGCAUUAUGAUGUCGAUACUUUUCCCACUGUCGUUUAUGCGCAAGAUAGACAGCCUUAGACAUACAAGUUAUAUCGCUCUCUUCUCCGUCGCGUAUCUGGUUGUUGUGGUCGUGGUGUGCUACUUCUUCCCUCUCGAAGGUACACCAGCUGCCGGCGAUAUACACCUGGUACAUUUCAGCCCGAGCUUUGUCUCUACAUUCCCUGUUCAAGUCUUCGCGUACACAUGCGCUCAGAACAUAUUUCCAAUAUUCAAUGAGAUUAGAUCCAACACGCAGACGCGAAUGAACAUCGUGAUCGGGACUUCCAUUGGAUCGGCGGCGAUUAUCUAUGAGGUCAUCGCCAUCUUCGGAUAUCUCACAUUCGGCUCGAAGGUCGGCGCGAACAUCAUCGCAAUGUAUCCGUCCACUUCGCUGUUCAUUGCAGUUGGACAACUUUCCGUCGCAAUACUUGUGAUGUUCUCGUAUCCUCUGCAGGUGCAUCCAUGCCGAAACUGCCUGGACAAGGUCUUCCAUAUGGGGCAUGUGUCGAAGCAGGUGACGGACGUCGAGGACGACGAAAUUGAGGAUGAGCAUAGUGAUAACACGGACAUGAGUCCUCUCAAGCAUGUGUUGCUCACCGUCGGCAUUGUCGUGAGCGGAUUUAUGAUAGCAUACUUCGUUGACGACUUGCAAAUGGUGCUGUCAUUUGUCGGGUCCACCGGGUCGACCACGAUAUCCUUCAUCCUACCCGGGCUGUUCUACUGGCAGCUAUCGCAAUCUGACCCGAGUGCGAGCAAGACGCUGUCGAGAGCGGCGCUCGCACUAGCGGUGUAUGGCGUCUGUAUAUUUAUUUUCUGUUUGAGCUUUAACAUCUACCAGGUCGUGCGACCGACCAUUUCUGUGCACUGAAGUAGAGUGUUGUAUUUACGUAGAUGAUUGGUUACAUGCUAUGCAAACCCGGACUUAAGUAUGAGCGC
Laetiporus sulphureus 93-53 is the source of this 1524-nucleotide messenger RNA. RefSeq lists its product as uncharacterized. Gene Ontology annotation, cellular component: fungal-type vacuole membrane. Bases 41 to 1456 code for a protein of 471 amino acids. Gene Ontology annotation, molecular function: L-glutamate transmembrane transporter activity; L-serine transmembrane transporter activity; L-arginine transmembrane transporter activity. Gene Ontology annotation, biological process: amino acid transmembrane transport. Lineage: Eukaryota; Fungi; Basidiomycota; Agaricomycetes; Polyporales; Laetiporaceae. The transcript is spliced from 10 exons. The record is from RefSeq and is a predicted model, not a curated record.